AUGUACUGCGGGCUGCUGCUUCAUCACAUGCGCAGCUACGCGGCGGCGCCCGGCGCUCUCGUCGGCGUGGCAUCGGCACGUCCGUCACCCAUUGGGCGGCUGCACAGAGCCGCCGCAAAGACAAAGGACAAGGUCAAGGUGCACAGCGCCAACCGGCGCAACCUGAAGCUAUUGGCUUACUGCUCGCUGGCCGUCAGCCACCGCCUCGAACGUCCCGGGCCGCGGGUCUCAUGGUCGGUCGCGGCCGUCCAGGAGGAGCUCGGCCUAGGCUAUGCCUACAGCUACACCGACAGCCGAUCGCACAUCAAGCCCGAAGCCAAGGCCGCGGUCGAGGAGGCCAAGCUGCGCUACGGGGCGCUCCCGCCGGCCGGCUUGGUCCACGAAGUGGCUGAGAUUUUCUUCCUAGAGCGGCUGCAGGCAAGCCUAGUCCCCGGCCCCGGCCCCGGCCCCGGCCCCGGCCCCGCGCCGACACCGCGCAGGUACAGCAACGCGCAGAUGCUGCCUUUUGUGUCGGGCGUGUGCUUUGCCGCCGCCGCGGGCCAGUCGCUUGACCGCGCCCAGACGGUGCCGACGAGUGACGCGCCGCUGCGUACCGCCGCUGCGGUGCUGCAACAGUUUGUAAGCGAGGGCCAUGGCCGGCGCAUAGUCGACGGCAACGACAGGGACGUUAAGCCAGACGAGGUCUAG
Beauveria bassiana ARSEF 2860 is the source of this 687-nucleotide messenger RNA. RefSeq lists its product as uncharacterized. The transcript has 3 exons. The record is from RefSeq and is a predicted model, not a curated record. The coding region runs from base 1 to 687 and encodes 228 amino acids. NCBI's taxonomy places the organism in Eukaryota, Fungi, Ascomycota, Sordariomycetes, Hypocreales, Cordycipitaceae.